UCAUCCUUCGCAAUUAAAGCCACCACAAGUUUCCACUAACCCCACUUCUCUCUCUCUCUCUCUCUCUCAUCUUCCUCUCCAGAGACUCUGUGAAGGAAAGAAAUGGCGCAGAAAGUUGUUUUGAAAGUCUUAACCAUGACCGAUGACAAGACCAAACAGAAAGCCAUCGAAGCUGCUGCCGAUAUCUUCGGAGUGGAUUCCAUAGCGGCGGAUAUGAAGGAGCAGAAAUUAACGGUGGUAGGUCAAAUGGAUACAGUUGCUGUGGUGAAAAAGUUGAAGAAGGUCGGUAAAAUUGACCUAAUAUCGGUCGGACCGGCCAAAGAAGACAAGGCUGAAGACAAGAAAGAGGACAAGAAAGAAGAAAAAAAGGAAGAGACUAAGGCGGAAGAGAAGAAAUAAUUAAUAUAAUAAAACAUUAAUUAAUUUCAUAUUUUUCAUGCUUGGUUGGAAAUUAAUGUUGUAUCUUGGAAUAACUUCAAGAUGUAAUUUCUUCUAUAUCGUAUAUUAGUUUGCAUUUUUUUUUUUGUUAACCGGAUAUUCUGGACCGAGACUCAGACUAAUCCCGGAGUUGGGAGCCAACUAUGUGGUUUGGAAUAUACGUUA
Messenger RNA from Tarenaya hassleriana, 603 nucleotides. RefSeq lists its product as uncharacterized. Gene Ontology annotation, molecular function: metal ion binding. The transcript is spliced from 3 exons. Bases 103 to 399 code for a protein of 98 amino acids. NCBI's taxonomy places the organism in Eukaryota, Viridiplantae, Streptophyta, Magnoliopsida, Brassicales, Cleomaceae. The record is from RefSeq and is a predicted model, not a curated record.